Molecule: messenger RNA, 1467 nt
Organism: Rosa chinensis
Lineage: Eukaryota; Viridiplantae; Streptophyta; Magnoliopsida; Rosales; Rosaceae
Product: cytochrome b561 and DOMON domain-containing protein At3g25290
Exons: 3
Coding region: 113-1249 (378 amino acids)
Source: RefSeq, a predicted model, not a curated record
CUCAUUAGGAGACUCAAUUGACUCAGAACACUAGCGCACACGGAAUCAGUCUCUCCUUGCUCUAUAUAUUCCGCCAAAAAUUUUAGUGAGAGAGCGUUUGUUAUCCCCAACAAUGGCUUCUUCUUGUGCUAACCAGAACUUGGCGAUGCUAAUCUCACUGACUGUGAUUCUGCUAAUCUCACCCGCGUAUUCCCAGAGCUGCUCCUCCCAGUCCUUCGCCAACAAAAUGCUCUACACCCAAUGCGCCGACCUCCCAACCCUCAGCUCUACCCUCCACUGGUACUACGACUCCGCCAACUCCACUCUCGCCAUCGCCUUCAUCGCGCCGCCGGCCAAGCCCGCCGGAUGGACCUCCUGGGCCAUCAACCCCACCGGCACCGGCAUGGCCGGGGCCCAAACGCUCCUCGCCUACAAAACCUCCUCCGGCGCCAUGGCCGUCAAGACCUUCAACAUCAGCUCCUACAGCUCCAUCGUACCCGGAAAGCUCGCCUUCGACGUCUGGGACACGGCCGCUGAGUCCUCCGGCGGGGUCUUCCGGUUGUUUGCCAAGGUGAAGGUGAAGACUGGGCAGGUGAACCACGUCUGGCAGGUGGGGCCGUCCGUCGUAGAUGGGUUUCCGGCGAAGCAUGCUUUUGAUGCACCCAAUCUUCAGGCUAAAGGGACUCUCACCUUGACCGGAACUAAUGCCGGUGUCGCCGGGGCCGGAGCCGAUCCCAAGUUGAAGGACAGGAAUAUUCAUGGAAUUCUGAAUGCUGUGAGUUGGGGGUUUUUGUUUCCACUGGGGAUCAUUAUAGCAAGGUACAUCAGGACUUUUCCGUCUGCGGAUCCUGCAUGGUUUUAUCUCCAUAUAUCCUGCCAAAUAUCUGCUUAUGCCAUCGGUGUCGCCGGCUGGGCCACCGGACUGAAGCUUGGAAGGGGUGAAUACACCACCCACCGCAACAUCGGAAUUACCCUCUUCACCUUUGCAACUGUGCAGAUGCUUGCAUUGUUCUUGAGACCUGGUAAGGAUCACAAGUACAGGCUCUACUGGAACAUCUACCACCACAGCGUUGGAUAUGCGAUUCUAGUGCUUGGCAUUGUGAAUAUUUUCAAAGGCUUAGACAUUCUAAAUCCUACUAACCAUUGGAAAACCGCUUACAUAAUUGCCAUCUGUGUGUUGGGUGGGAUCGCCGUAGUCUUGGAAAUAUUGACUUGGAUUGUUGUACUAAACAGAAGGUCAAGUAAGUCCACCAAGCCAUACGAUGGAUAAAGUCAACAGUCGACAAGGGUGAUCGAGGUCUCCCAUUGCAGAUAUACUGAUCUUGUAAUAUCCUUGUGGCCUCGCUUUGUUCAUUAUCCCUUGGAUUUUCUUCCGUCUCUUGCUUGUAUAACAGAUUUAUUUAUUUAGGAUUCAUAUUUAUUAUAUACACCUAUAUUGUGAAGUUCAAUUUCCCACAUGCUUAUCGAUUGCCUCUUUGGUUAGUGUAA